Messenger RNA from Trichomonas vaginalis G3, 498 nucleotides. RefSeq names its product phage tail repeat-like family. The coding region runs from base 1 to 498 and encodes 165 amino acids. The record is from RefSeq and is a predicted model, not a curated record. NCBI's taxonomy places the organism in Eukaryota, Parabasalia, Trichomonadida, Trichomonadidae. Gene Ontology annotation, molecular function: site-specific DNA-methyltransferase (adenine-specific) activity. The transcript has a single exon.
AUGAAUUUUACAAAACCACCGUUACCCUUCUUUGGAAAUAAGAGUAGAUGUAAAGAUAUUCUAUUGAGAGAACUUAAGAAACUACCGAAUGGUCUAACAUUUGUAGACUUGUUCGGUGGAAGUUUCUAUAUAUCUCAUUUGUGCCAUACCGUAUUCCCAGACGCAAAGAUUAUAUGCAAUGACUUCGACAACUAUAUGAACCGUCUCAAACAUAUACCAGACACAAACAAAAUAUUGAGUGAGUUGAAAGAAAAGAUACCUAUAGGUAAGAUGGAACGUAUACCAUUAGAUAAGAAAGAUAUUGUCAGAGAGGUUUUGAAAAAAGCAGAGUAUAUUGACUGGGAUAGUAUAUCUUCUAGACUAUUAUAUAGUGGUUCUAUAAGAGUUCAUGACAUUGAAACACUUAUGUCAAACGUUUUAUAUCUUAACUAUACAAACGUUUUCAAAGAGAACAUAGAAAAAUAUAUUGAGGGUAUAGAGUUUGUGAGAUGUCAUUGA